Messenger RNA from Drosophila ananassae, 2547 nucleotides. Its product is annotated as autophagy-related protein 13 homolog. Gene Ontology annotation, cellular component: extrinsic component of membrane; phagophore assembly site; Atg1/ULK1 kinase complex. The record is from RefSeq and is a predicted model, not a curated record. The coding region runs from base 1 to 1605 and encodes 534 amino acids. Lineage: Eukaryota; Metazoa; Arthropoda; Insecta; Diptera; Drosophilidae. The transcript has a single exon. Gene Ontology annotation, biological process: protein localization to phagophore assembly site; mitophagy; piecemeal microautophagy of the nucleus.
AUGUCUGCACAGCGAUUGAAUGCGGCGGAGCGGGAUUUGGAGAAGUUCAUCAAAUACCUGGUGCUGAAGUCCACCCAGGUGGUGGUGCAGUCGCGCCUAGGAGAGAAGAUGCAGACUCAGUGCAACCCGUUGGCGGGAAGCGACUGGUUCAACUUAGCCGUGCAGGAUCACCCCGAGGUUCUCGAGGAGACCAAGAGAGCGCUGUUCCUGAAAAAUGGGGAGAGUAUACUGCAGCGUCUGCCCCUAUGCGUGGAAAUCUCUCUGAAGACCACAGAAGGCGACCAGAUGGUCCUGGAGGUGUGGUCGCUGGAUCUAUUGCAACCCUCGAAUGGUGCGACUCCUGCUGCAAACGACGCCAAAGGCGAGACAAAUGGCCUGAACGGCGAGGGGCAGACGCUGAAGGCGGCCCACGCCAUAUACAACCGGAUGGGCAUCAUGCUGAAGUCCCUAAUCUCGCUGACCCGCACUACACCCGCCUACAAGCUGUCGCGCCGCCAGUGCCCCGACUCCUACGGCAUCUUCUACCGCAUCUACGUGGACAGGCCCCAGGUGCACACUCUUGGCGAGGGUCACAAGCACGUGAAGAUCGGCCAGCUCAACACGAUUGUGGGCUCGCUGGUGAUGUCGGUGGCCUAUCGAACCAAACUCACGAUUUCGCCAACGACCGCCCAGGCGGAAAGCAAUACCAUCAUGCUAAAGUCCGACCACUUCAGGCCCGCCACGGACAUCACAGCGCCAAACACUCAGCAGCAACAACAGAACGGCACCGGCUUGGCCAAGAAACUAGGCAUGGGAGCGUUUAAUCCUGCUCUGGGAUCCGGCGACCGCCGAUGCAUCGACAUCGAGAAGCCGCUGCGACCGGGAGCGUUCGCGGAUAUGGGCAAGCUAAAGCAGUACACGGAGGACGACUUCGUACUGCCAGAGACGCCACCCUUCGAGUGGCUGCUAAAGGGCCGAGGCUCAGUGGAAUCCCUCAACCGCCUCGACAACAAUGUGACCGCCAGCGCCCUGAGCCUCAACAAUAACAAUAACAACAACCAUCAUGCCAAUAACUUCAACCACAGCAGUGGCCAGAGCAGUAAUCUCAACAACAACUCAAACGGAUUCAAGAGCUUCGAGAAGAACUCCGGUAGCUCCAUAUCGCCCAUUAAGAGCCUGCUCAUCCCCGCCACCGUCACAGCCGCCUACCGCCAUCAUUCGGAGCCGACGCUCCAGCCACCGCCCGAUGAUGACAACCUGCUGAAGGAACUGCACUUUCCCUUCGCCUCGCCCACGUCGCACGUGAAUGAUCUGGCCAAGUUCUACCGGGAGUGCUAUCAUGCUCCGCCCCUUCGCGGAUUGAACGAACUGCAGGCGGAAAUCUCGACGAUUACCUCUGUCUCAUCCGCUACGAACGGUUCGGGGGCAGCCUGCGGAGCUAUGGCGGCGGCAGCAGCGGUGGCCACCAGUGCCGCCGAUGCCAGCGCCAUGGACGAUCUGUCGCGGCAGCUGGAACAGUUUGAAACUUCGCUGGAGGACUACGACAAGCUGGUGUCCCAGUUCGGGCUGACGGGCUCCUCCUCGACGGGCAGCCGCAGCAGUGGCGGGCUGCAGAUGAGCAACUGAGUCGGUUACUAUUUAUGCUUCUUAAUGUGUCAUUAGUUAGUCCCUAUGUUUUAAGGUGCGGUCAAAGACGAUCCUUGAAACAAUUCCCGGAUAAUUGAAAUAUUGAGAGUUUUGAGAGUUGAAAUUAGUUGUUAAUAUAUAUUCUGGAAUUGUUGAAGGAUUGAAGAUGUGAAUAAUUGACCCGCCCGCCCCACUAUUUAUGUAUGCCAUUGUGUUUAGUUGAGUAAUAGGCUGCUUUAUGAUAUUACCCCGCUAUCUAUGUAAAUAUAGUAUAUGUGUAGGCUAUUGUAGGCUCUAGUUCCGUCUAAGUUGUACAUACAUAAGAGUAGAGAGCUCAUGUCACGUUUCAUGUAAAAGUUUCCAUUGCAGCAGUUUAGACCUUAGCCACAAAUACAUGAGUAAUUUAAGUAUCACAUGCAAAUGCAUAUAGGUGGCUAUGUGCGGGCAUUUGGUAGUAAGUUGGGCGUACUCGUCGCUUGUUUGUUUGUUUGUUUCUUUGUUCAAGUGCCUUUCGCCUGCUUGUAAGUGAAAAAAAUCGUGUAUGUACAUAAAUAAGUGUAGAUGAUAAAACAAAUUAAUCGAAAAGCUAAAAAGUUUAUUUCAGUCCUAAACGAAUAAAGCCUAAUGGUUGUUUUUUUUUAAAUCGUAAAAAUAUUAACUGUUUAAAAUCGAAGAUGCGAGACUAAACGAAAGACUUGAAGCAUAACGAAAUAUAUAUCUAUCCUAAAGUAGUUGUAACUAUCGGGAAGAUGAAAAGAACAGCUUGUGGUUUUUUCCUUUUCUUAACUUAUGAUGCCUAACGUUUGGUUUUGAAACUGCAAAUUACGCAACUUACAUAUGAGAAUCGAAAUUCGAGUAUACAUACAGCAAGUACAUUAAACAAUAAACUAAGAAAAUUUAUACAUAUAAACGAAUAAAAGCAAUUGUUAAUCAAGACACUAA